Molecule: messenger RNA, 2354 nt
Organism: Chinchilla lanigera (long-tailed chinchilla)
Lineage: Eukaryota; Metazoa; Chordata; Mammalia; Rodentia; Chinchillidae
Gene: Klc4
Product: kinesin light chain 4
Exons: 16
Coding region: 115-1974 (619 amino acids)
Biological process (GO): axo-dendritic transport
Cellular component (GO): kinesin complex; cytoplasm; membrane-bounded organelle
Molecular function (GO): kinesin binding
Source: RefSeq, a predicted model, not a curated record
AGAUCCUCCUGAAUCCUUGGUUGCUGAGUAUAGAGUUUCUUCCGGGCCAGGCCUGAGCGCUGUAGCCAAGGGCUGUGCUCUGUACACAGGCCCGGCGAGGUCCCCCUGACCAGGAUGUCGGGCCUGGUGUUGGGACAGCGGGAUGAGCCAGCAGGUCACCGGCUCAGCCAAGAGGAGAUCUUGGGGAGCACUCGGCUGGUGAGCCAAGGGCUAGAGGCCCUACACAGCGAGCACCAGGCCGUGCUACAAAGCCUGUCCCACACCAUUGAGUGUCUGCAGCAGGGAGGCCACGAGGAAGGGCUGGUGCAUGAGAAGGCCCGGCAGCUGCGCCGUUCUAUGGAAAACAUUGAGCUGGGACUGAGUGAGGCCCAGGUGAUGCUGGCCCUCGCCAGCCACCUGAGUACAGUGGAGUCGGAGAAACAGAAGCUGCGGGCUCAGGUGCGGCGGCUGUGCCAGGAGAACCAGUGGCUCCGCGAUGAGCUGGCUGGCACCCAGCAGCGGCUGCAGCGCAGCGAACAGGCUGUGGCCCAGCUGGAGGAGGAAAAGAAGCACCUGGAGUUCCUCGGACAGCUGCGGCAAUACGACGAGGACGGGCAUGCCACGGAGGACAAGGAAGGUGAUACCACCAAGGACUCCUUGGAUGACCUCUUCCCUAACGAGGAGGAGGAAGACCCCAGCAAUGGCUUGUCCCGGGGCCAGGGUGCCGCAGCAGCCCAGCAGGGUGGCUAUGAGAUCCCUGCGCGGCUGAGGACACUGCACAACCUGGUGAUCCAGUACGCAGCCCAGGGGCGCUACGAGGUGGCCGUGCCACUCUGCAAGCAGGCACUUGAGGACCUGGAACGCACAUCUGGCCGCGGCCAUCCUGAUGUCGCUACCAUGCUCAACAUCUUGGCUUUGGUGUAUCGGGACCAAAAUAAGUACAAGGAAGCUGCCCACCUGCUGAAUGAUGCCCUCAGCAUCCGGGAGAGCACGCUGGGCCGGGAUCACCCUGCUGUGGCGGCCACACUCAACAAUCUGGCUGUGCUGUAUGGCAAAAGGGGCAAAUACAAGGAGGCAGAGCCGCUGUGCCAGCGAGCACUGGAGAUUCGAGAGAAGGUCCUGGGCACUGAUCACCCAGAUGUGGCAAAGCAGCUAAACAACCUGGCCCUGUUGUGCCAAAACCAGGGCAAGUAUGAGGCGGUGGAACGCUAUUACCAGCGGGCACUGGCCAUCUAUGAGGGGCAGCUAGGGCCAGACAAUCCGAAUGUAGCUCGGACCAAGAACAAUCUGGCUUCCUGUUACCUGAAGCAGGGCAAGUAUGCCGAGGCAGAGACCCUGUACAAGGACAUCCUGACCCGCGCACACGUGCAGGAGUUCGGGUCUGUGGAUGAUGACCACAAGCCCAUCUGGAUGCACGCGGAGGAGCGGGAGGAAAUGAGCAAGAGCCGGCACCGUGAGGGCCCCGCACCCUAUACUGAAUACGGAGGCUGGUACAAGGCCUGCAAAGUGAGCAGCCCCACAGUGAACACCACUCUGAGAAACCUUGGAGCUCUGUAUAGGCGUCAAGGAAAGCUGGAGGCAGCUGAGACCCUGGAGGAGUGCGCCCUGCGUUCCCGGAAGCAGGGUACUGAUCCAAUCAGCCAGACCAAGGUGGCAGAGUUGCUUGGGGAGGGUGAUGGCAAAAGGACUUCCCAGGAGGGCCCUGGGGACAGCGUGAAAUUUGAGGGAGGUGAAGAGGCUUCCGUGGCUGUGGAGUGGUCAGGGGAUGGCAGUGGAACCCUGCAGAGGAGUGGCUCUCUGGGCAAGAUCAGAGAUGUGCUCCGCAGAAGCAGCGAGCUCCUGGUGCGGAAGCUCCAGGGGACUGAGCCUCGGCCCUCCAGCAGCAACAUGAAACGGGCAGCUUCCUUGAACUACCUGAACCAACCCAGCGCUGCGCCCCUCCAGGUAUCGAGGGGCCUCAGUGCCAGCACUAUGGACCUCUCUUCAAGAAGCUGACAUCUACCUAGUGCCCAGGGCUGCUGGUCCCUCACAGCCCCACAGCAUUCCCCUUGCUCGGACUCCCCACCCCAGGGUGGGACAGUGACCAGAAGCCUGCUGCUGCCUGCAGGGUCUCGGCCCCUCCUCAGGAACCCCAUUAGGAAGGACCCUCAGGACACCCCACCCUGGGUCCUGUAGUAGCUCACUCAGAGGCUUCCACGGUGGGCAAGAUGCAGCCUGCUGCUGGCCUUGCUGCAGGAGGGUUUGUGGCCAGCCAUGGCACCUCCUCUUGGCUUCCCUGUCCCCCACCCCACCCCGCCUUUCCCCCGCCCCUUGGCUGUCUCACUUCAGGUCCACAUAUUUCACAUUUCUUAAAUAAAAGAAUCAGGUAACCUUUA